CCGGAAAGCGGCGAAAAUGAACGAAGCGCGACUCGGGAGCAGCAUCGGAAAACAUGGCGGCCAAGGCGCUUCGGCAGCGUACCAGGCGAGGCAGCAGACAAGAUGCAAACAACGUGAAUGUCCCCGCCGAAAUUCGUCCACCGAAAGAGGAGAAAGGCGGCGAUGACAGUAAAAUCACAGACACUCGGCAAGAGUCAAUAAGUCGUGGAGGGCAGGUAUGGGCUCCAGAAGGUUCGACUGCAUUUAAAUGCCUGCUCUCCGCACGUUUCUGUGCGGCAUUACUCAGUAACAUCUCAGACUGCGAUGAGACCUUCAACUACUGGGAGCCUAUGCACUACCUGCUGUACGGCACAGGGAUGCAAACAUGGGAAUAUUCUCCAUUGUACGCCAUCAGGUCGUACGCUUACUUAUGGCUACAUGCUCUUCCUGCUUGCUUGCAUGCCCAUGUUCUACAGACAAACAAGGUGUUGGUGUUCUACUUUGUACGAUGUGUCUUAGCAUUCUCCUGCUGUGUCUGUGAACUGUAUUUCUACAAGGCAGUUUGUAAGAAGUUUGGUUUGCAUGUGGGCCGUCUAAUGUUGGCGUUCCUUGUCCUGAGCACGGGAAUGUUCUGCUCGUCUGCAGCAUUCCUGCCUUCCUCUUUCUGUAUGUACACGACGCUGGUUGCCAUGACGGGAUGGUUUCAGGACUCCACACCGUUAGCCAUCCUGGGUGUGGCUGCUGGGGCCAUUGUUGGAUGGCCGUUCUCUGCUUUGAUUGGGAUUCCAAUUGCCUUCGACCUGCUGGUUUUAAAGAGGCAGUGGAAAGGUUUUGUCUCCUGGUCAGCUGUUGCACUGCUUCUGCUGCUGGUACCCCUUGUGGCAGUAGACUCCUUCUUCUAUGGCAAACUGGUCAUUGCUCCACUCAAUAUUCUACUUUAUAACGUCUUCACACCACAUGGACCCGAUCUAUAUGGUACUGAGCCGUGGUAUUUCUACUUUGCAAAUGGGAUCCUGAACUUCAACCUGGUGUUUGUUCUGGCUCUGUUUUCUCUGCCCCUCACUGCUCUCAUGGAGACACUGUUACACCGGUUCAAUGUGCAGAACCUGGGCCGUCCAUACUGGCUGACUCUGUCUCCCAUGUAUCUGUGGAUGUUGAUUUUCUUCACCAGACCUCAUAAAGAAGAACGUUUCCUCUUCCCCAUCUAUCCUCUCAUCUGCCUCAGCGGGGCAGUCGCCCUCUCCUCUCUACAGAAAUGCUACCACUUCCUGUUCCAGCGGUAUCGACUGGAGCACUACACAGUCUCCUCCAACUGGUUGGCUCUAAGCGCAGUUGUGGUCUUCACAGUGCUGUCAUUGUCUCGCUCCGUCGCCCUCUUCAAAGGCUACCACGCCCCUCUGGACCUGUACCCAGAGUUUCAUCGCAUCGCCAAGGAUCCGUCUCUUCACUCAGUCCCUGAAGGCAGACCUGUUAGUGUGUGUGUGGGAAAAGAGUGGUACCGCUUCCCAAGCAGCUUCCUGCUACCGCACAACUGGCAACUGCACUUCAUUCAGUCUGAGUUUAAAGGGCAGCUGCCUCAGUCAUACGUCUCCGGUCCUCUGGCCACACAGAUAAUCCCAGCUAAUAUGAACGACCAGAACCUGGAGGAGCCGACCAGAUAUGUGGAUUUACGGCAGUGCCACUAUGUAGUAGAUCUGGACACGGAUGAAGAGACGCCACUGGAGCCACGUUAUUCAGCUAACAAAGAGGAGUGGAACAUCAUCGCCUAUAAGCCUUUCCUUCAAGCCUCGAGGUCACAUCCUCUGUUCAGAGCGCUCUACAUCCCGUUUAUAUCAGACCAUCACACAACCUACAGGCGCUAUGUCAUCUUAAAACCACGGCGGCAAAAGCAGCCUCGUAAGCGGACCCAUGGCUGACCUUUGAACCUCAACCUGGCCCCAAUUACACAAUCUUACAAGAGAAAUGUAUCAGUUCCCCUCACAGUGCGUGUGCAUGUGUUUUGAAGUAUUUGUCUCAUGACUUAUUUCAAGCUAUCAGACCCUUUAAGGACAUUACGUGUGUGUGUGUGUGUGUGUGUGUGUGUGUGUGUGUGUGUGUGUGUGUGUGUGUGUGUGUGUGUGUGUGUGUGUGUGUGUGUGUGUGUGUGUGUGUGUGUGUGUGAAAAGAAAAUGUUGUGUAUGUACUAUGUGUGCUCGGCAGGUAUCAGCUUGACCUGUAAGUCAAAGAUUUUAUCUCAGUUUACGUGUCUGUCUGUGUGCGUUUCUCUGUUUGAAAUGAAUGUCUUGCAGUUGAUGCACACUACAAGAUGUAUGUAGCGCUGGACAGACCGUUGCCCACAUUUUCUUUCUUUUCAUACUUCAUUUGAAAAUGUGGCCACAAUGCAAGAUUUUUUCUGAAUAAUUAAUCUAAGAAAUCUUGUAGUGUUUGCUUGUCUGCACUUGAACAGUAUCUUAUUGUGUGCUCUGUGUGAGUGGUGGAGAUGAAUGAAAGCGAGGGUGCGUUGUUAAUUUAACUCGGAAUGUUAAUAAAAACAUGAUUGACUGCU
Molecule: messenger RNA, 2524 nt
Organism: Cottoperca gobio
Lineage: Eukaryota; Metazoa; Chordata; Actinopteri; Perciformes; Bovichtidae
Gene: alg9
Product: ALG9 alpha-1,2-mannosyltransferase
Exons: 15
Coding region: 54-1895 (613 amino acids)
Biological process (GO): protein N-linked glycosylation
Cellular component (GO): endoplasmic reticulum membrane
Molecular function (GO): alpha-1,2-mannosyltransferase activity
Source: RefSeq, a predicted model, not a curated record